AUGGCAUUAUCGGAGACAACACCAACACUAUCUGAAGAUGUAGUUCCAAAAUAUUCUCGUACACAAUCAACAAGAAAAUCGAAUAAUAUGAGACAAAUCAUUGAAUUUAAUCGAUACAUUAAAUAUGCAUUAGAAGGAUUAGCAAAUGAUUUUCUUAGUACAUAUUUUGACUUUCAACAGGAUAUUCUGAAUCAACCUGAUCAUUUAACUGCUAACACCACAUCAGUAAGUGAUAUUCAACCCAUUAACAACAAUACAACAACAAGUGAUAUCCAAUCCAUCGAUAUCAACUCAGCUACAAGUAAAACAUUCAUCAACAAUACUCAAUCCGUCAAUAAUAAUUCUGAAUUAGCAUUAGGUUCAACAUCAACCAAUGAUAAAAUUGAAACACGUUCUUACAAACCAUGGUAUUCAUAG
Molecule: messenger RNA, 417 nt
Organism: Rotaria socialis
Lineage: Eukaryota; Metazoa; Rotifera; Eurotatoria; Philodinida; Philodinidae
Source: the annotation of a GenBank genome assembly